Molecule: messenger RNA, 168 nt
Organism: Racocetra persica
Lineage: Eukaryota; Fungi; Glomeromycota; Glomeromycetes; Diversisporales; Gigasporaceae
Source: the annotation of a GenBank genome assembly
AUGUGCAAAUCAACAUGGUUCCAAAUUUCAUGCUCAUGGAAUUUUGGCCCACAUUAUGGCAGCUCAUUGCUAACGCUGGCCAGAAUUGCGAAUUCCGAAAUAUUAAAAAUCAUGAGGUUUUUAAUAGGUUGGAUUGAACUAAACCAACUUUCAUUAGACUUGUUCCAG